AUGGUCUUCGUCUGCCACGGCGCCAGCAGCUGUCCCGUCUUGGCUAGCAGGAGCCUGGACUCCUUGGCGCCGGAGCCUCCCCGGCCGUUGGGUGACACUGGCGGGGCGAGGAUGAUUUCUGGCUCGCUGAAUCCGCCCCGUUUAGGGAUAGGCGGGAAACUUCUGCAAGGGGUCACCGCCGGCCCUGGAGGGGGAGGCCAAGGCGUAGGCAGCGGCGUCGUCGGAGGAGGCGACGUCGUCGUCGUCGGGAGCAGCACCGGCGGUCCCAGCGCGCUCAGCCCGGGCUACGGCGACGCCGGCAACGACACGCAGUGCGGCGAGCAGAUCCUGAGCUACGGCAACGUGGAGAAAGUGGUCAUCGGCGCCGCUCUGACCCUCAUCACGCUGCUGACCAUCGCGGGCAACUGCCUGGUGGUCAUCUCGGUCUGCUUCGUCAAGAAGCUCCGCCAGCCCUCCAACUAUCUCAUCGUCUCGCUGGCCUUGGCCGACCUGUCGGUGGCCGUGGCCGUCAUGCCCUUUGUCAGCGUGACCGACCUCAUCGGCGGCGAGUGGAUCUUCGGCAGCGGCUUCUGCAACGUCUUCAUCGCCAUGGACGUGAUGUGCUGCACCGCCUCCAUCAUGACCCUCUGCGUGAUCAGCAUCGACAGGUAUCUUGGCAUAACUAGACCUCUCACCUAUCCUGUAAGACAAAAUGGAAAGUGUAUGGCUAAAAUGAUUUUUUGCGUGUGGCUACUGUCUGCUUCCAUCACUUUGCCUCCCCUGUUUGGAUGGGCUCAGAAUAUUAAUGACAACAAAGUCUGUUUAAUCAGCCAAGAUUUCGGCUACACAAUUUAUUCAACUGCUGUUGCAUUUUACAUCCCCAUGUCAGUGAUGCUGUUCAUGUACUAUCAGAUCUACAAAGCUGCCAAGAAAAGUGCAGCCAAACACAAAUUUGCUGGUUUCCCAAGGCCCAACGAACGUGAAGGGAUGGUUUCAGCCAACGGCGUCGUGAAACUGCACAAGGAAUCCGAAGAGUGUGCCAAUUUUUCACGUCUGCUGAAACAUGAACGGAAGAACAUUUCUAUUUUCAAAAGGGAGCAAAAAGCAGCCACUACCCUCGGAAUAAUUGUAGGGGCCUUUACUGUAUGCUGGCUGCCCUUUUUCAUCCUUUCUACUGCUAGACCCUUCAUCUGUGGGACCUCUUGCAGUUGCAUCCCUUUGUGGGUUGAGAGGACAUUUCUCUGGUUGGGUUAUGCCAACUCUUUGAUUAACCCAUUUAUAUAUGCCUUCUUCAAUCGGGACCUGAGGACCACCUACCGCAAUCUGCUGCAAUGUAGAUAUAGGAACAUCAACCGUAAACUCUCGGCUGCAGGCAUGCAUGAGGCCCUGAAGCUUGCUGAAAAACCAGAGUUUGUUCUGAGGAACUCUGAUUACUCAAGAAGGAAGAGCCACAACUUAUGAUUGAAUGCUGAUGGGACAAGGGGCUGUGAAUCGGUGGAAAUAGCUACAA
This is a messenger RNA of Notechis scutatus (mainland tiger snake), 1489 nucleotides long. RefSeq names its product 5-hydroxytryptamine receptor 7 (gene HTR7). Lineage: Eukaryota; Metazoa; Chordata; Lepidosauria; Squamata; Elapidae. Gene Ontology annotation, molecular function: G protein-coupled serotonin receptor activity. Gene Ontology annotation, cellular component: plasma membrane. The record is from RefSeq and is a predicted model, not a curated record. Gene Ontology annotation, biological process: smooth muscle contraction; adenylate cyclase-activating adrenergic receptor signaling pathway; chemical synaptic transmission.